Morchella sextelata is the source of this 798-nucleotide messenger RNA. RefSeq lists its product as uncharacterized. Lineage: Eukaryota; Fungi; Ascomycota; Pezizomycetes; Pezizales; Morchellaceae. The transcript is spliced from 9 exons. Bases 1 to 798 code for a protein of 265 amino acids. The record is from RefSeq and is a predicted model, not a curated record.
AUGCUACCGCCACCUCCACGAAAAGGAUCAAGAUUUCGCAAAACCUGCUCCGCUGUAUUCGGCUAUGCAGUUGUUCCGAGUACUGAAGACACCUCCCGGAAGCACUCAAAAGAACAGCACCUUGAAAAUUCUGGCGGGCUCGGCUCGUCAGCGCUCGUGUUCUACCUCCGCGUGUCCGGGGUUUUGGUUUUGGGGUUUGGGGUGGGAAACAUUGCUCAAAAAACCAGGUCCUACAAAGCGACGCGCCCGUCCCUCAAAUCGGAGCAGGAUGCGGCGGGCCAGGGUCUAGACAACCAGAUCGUUUGGCACUGCGGUGCAAAACGUCUUGACCACUUGAUGGAUCUGCAUGCAACGAGUGAUAAUCUGUGCUCCUGGGCUGUCAACAAUUAUGCCAGAUUCAAAUUCCCGAUGUCCGUGACCUGUCUUCUCGCGAUGCAGGUACUUUCCGCUUGGUCUUCCGAUUCGUGGGUUUGGGAAUACAUGCAUCAAUGCCUGGAAGAUGCCAUAAAAAGCUUAGUGGACCCACAGCGUUUGCUGGUCAGAAGUGCUCAACUGUCGAUAACCUCGGCCAUCAGGUUCUGUUAUGUAACUACAUGGAGAGUUAUGUCCGCAUACGAUUGCUCCAUUUCGAGUGCGCCCUAUGACGGACAGAAUAGGACGAUAUAUCGAUCGUUCUUCAUAUCACUGUCCAACCCUAACCCUGCGAGCAUAAUUUUCUUCGACAAACCCACGGCAAAUGGAUGCGGCUUUGGGGAAGAUCGCUCAAAUUGUCUUACAGAAAUCGUCUUUGCUGUGUGA